Molecule: messenger RNA, 5930 nt
Organism: Chelonoidis abingdonii (Abingdon island giant tortoise)
Lineage: Eukaryota; Metazoa; Chordata; Testudines; Testudinidae
Source: RefSeq, a predicted model, not a curated record
CAAUGUUCUUUAGCAAUGCCAGUCUAAGUGCUCUUCGUCCAACAUGUCCUUAAGAAAGCUCAUUCAGCAAAACCGCAAUGCCAAUUUUGUGGGCUACUGUGUUAGUCCAAGUUACACACCUUACUUAGAUCCGAUGUGCAGUCCCCAGAUGGAUAAUAGAAGAAUUCAGAGUCUGGCAAACACAGUGGGGACGUUACCAAGGGGACGCAAACAGCUUGCUUUAACCAGAUCAAGUUCCUUAGGUGACUCUUCUGGGCCACAAAGACGGCUUCUUGCUAUUGUCAAAGAAGAUAAUGAAACAUUUGGAUUUGAAAUUGAGACACGUAGAUUACAACACCAAAAUGCUUGCUCCCUGCAAAUAUGCACUUAUGUCUGCAAAAUACAAGAAGAAAGUCCUGCCCAUCUUUCUGGUCUGCAAACAGGUGAUAUUCUAACCAAUAUCAAUGGAGUGAACACUGAAGGUUUUAGUCACAAGCAAAUGGUGGACUUGAUAAAAUCUUCAGGGAAUUAUUUAAGGUUAGAGACUGUUAAUGGAGCCAGGAUUGUUAGGAGAAUGGAACUUGAAACCAAGCUGCAGUUAUUGAAGCAAACUUUGCAGGAAAAAUGGGUGGAGUUUCGAUCUCUGCAAUUACAGGAACAAUGCUUGCUGCAUGGGGAGGUGAAUGACAACAAUUUUGACACCCUGGAAUUGGAGUCCAAUUUAUUUGGUAGUUGUGCUUCACCAAGGCCUGCCUUCCCAAUUAAACCCCGAUUCUCCAGCGAAAGCAGCUGUAAAAGCCGGCUGAGCUCAAUGACAGUGGACAGUGAGGAUAGCUUCUACCAGACCUCUGUUUUUGAGGAUUCUGCUCAUGAGACUCUGAGCCAGCAGUCGAGCACAGAUGACGAUUGCUUCUUUUCGAGGGACAAUGACACUGAAGUAGGGAAAUAUUCACUGAGGAGGAACAGAAGCAUCAGUCUGGCUAGCAGUGGAUCAAUGUCGCCCUCAUGGGAGGGAGGCAGUUUUUCAAAUAUUUUUGGAACACUCCCACGGAAAAAUAGGAGAGGAAGUGUCCGAAAGCAGCUUUUAAAAUUCAUCCCAGGUCUUCACCGAGCAGUUGAAGAGGAGGAAAGUCGUGUCUGACAUCUUAAGUAUCGUCUUCAGUAGCCAGGACAGUGUUAGUAUCCAUAGGCAGAAACUGCAGCAGUAAAACCACAUAGUGCCCAGGAUUCAUACUAACUACUCAGCCACGCAUUUUCUCCUGACAUAACCUUAUGACAGGACUGACAUUAUUUAAAGUGCUGAUUUUUUUUGUUAUUCUUGAAUGCAGCUAGCAUGCUGUGGACCCAGCUUUGUUAGUAUAGAACAGAUUUUCAGGGACUAACUUUGGUUUGUGGAAAAGCUUUGCAGCACCUCCCCAUUGACCCUUUUGUUACCAAUGUUGUCCUCUCUGUGUGAGAGUUACAGCUAUUUAUUUCCUAUGUUAGUGAGCCAAAUAUUAUAUUCUUCAAAGAACUUUAUUAAAGGGCCUGCUGCUGCUGCAAUAAUUGGCAGAAGUCCCAGUGUGAGCAGGAUCAGGCCCCAUGUAUACAAGUGUGCACACCACAGAAGAACAAAAUUGUGAAAAGAAGUGCAGUAACUAGAUGUCUGAAGGAUUUACUUGUAUGUUUGUUAACCUUGUUGCCUGUGCUGUGGCUCAGACUAGGGUAUAUUUGAGUUUCUGAAGCAGAGACUAGGGACUUUUAUUUAAAUGCAGUUGUCAUUCCAGUCAGUAAGCUAGAGACCACAUUUCUUCAGUCAUUCACACCCAUAGGACAGCAUGCACACGCUGCAGGACCCAUAGCAGUAACUCCUAGGAUAUCACUGGGAUUUUUCUUGUCUCUUCAUACUAAUAUUUUAACACAAAUCAUAACCUAUGGCCCACCACUUUCAGACCUGUCUGGUCCUGAUGAUUGAAAUCACUGAUAUAUCAUGCUAAGUCUUUACCAUCACAGGGAAUUUGAAAUCUAGGGUCACUCACAAACUUACAUGAUUCCUCAGAUAAUAACCCAAAGCUUUUGUCAUAUGGCAGCUCAUUCAGUACCAUUGUCUAUUGUUUUUACACUAGACUGGCCACAAUAGCUGAGUUACUGAGCUUUUUAAACAUGGUGUGUGUGUAUGUGUGUGUUUCAUUCAUCUGGGUGUGGGGGACAAACUGGGACCAUUGAACGUAAAUGAACUUGGGAGUCAAAACAUUUCAGUUUUCUAAAAACUGGUGGAGAAAAGCAUAAAGGGUUAUUGGCUUAAAAAUGGCGGGGGUAUCUGAAAUAUGAGACAACUGCAGAGCCACACUCCUUGGACUAUGAUUGAGUAUGUUUGGGGGAGGUAUUCAACUGAGGUAUGUUGUUUGAUCUGCAGCUGCACGGUAGUAUAGAAAGAGAGAGGAAGUGGCUUUCUGGUGCUGCUGGUAUCGGACUGACAUUAGCUUCAGUGACAUGAAUUGACCUUGUACUUAGCAGCAGUGUUGACAAAGAUCAUUGAAAUGGUGAACACCAAAGAAAUACUGGACAGAUGUGUACAGAUCAAAAUAACAUCCAUUGCAGUAGUUUGGUAACAAACAGUUUGGUAGAUUUCAGUAGUUUGGAAUGAGAUGCCAGAAAAGGAGUCUUCCAGGGUGAACUGAUUGAAAAUAGAAAGAAAAGGAAAACCAAAUGACAGCACAAGGUUCUGGAAAACUAGUGAUAUAGUCUGACGGCUUUUGUGUUUUCUCUGCUUCAAGACCCUGCUAUGACAGCUCAGGUGGGCCCAUUAUCCUUGCUUAUAGUGACAUGUCUCUAACUCCUGUCACUUGUUUCUGAAAUUCUAAUCAGGCUUAUUGAAAACAUAUUUCCCUGUACUGUACAUAUGUCAGGCUCAGUAACAAGUAAUUUAAAGGUUAUGCUUCUUCACUGUCACCAGUUGAGAUUGUUGCAGUCAAAGAAGCAUAUCAGAAUUUCAGCAGUCUUGAGAAAAUAUUGAUCAGCGAACAAUGACCUAAAUACAGUACAUCAAAUGAAUUCUCCUUCUUCAAGUUUCCAUAGAAAUAAGUACAUCCCUUCCUAUGCCAUUCUCCUGGGAUGUUCUGCAGUUACCAAUGGGAUUUUGUUUUGUUUCUGAAUGGAAUGUGAGAUUUCAGUCUCACCUUCAAAAACUCAGUGUCAGGGAAGUGUGCCUUUUGGGAUUCAAACCCCAUAAACAAGCUUGCACUCUUAAGACUUCAUGGAACUCUCUAUACAGUAUUUUGGUGUUUUACUGCUGCUGAAACAAAAGGGUCAGCAAUUGUCUAGGUUUUUUUUAGGACUAAAGAUUUCUAUAGUGUAUGGAAUGAAGAUGGAAGGGAUAGUUUACCCAAGAUUAUAGGAAAUUAUUUAAUAAGUUUGGAUAUAGAAUGGGAAGGAAAGGAGACACUUUAUGUAUAUAUCAGGCAUUAUGUGUGCAUAACACUUAUAAUAGAUUAAGCACAAAUUAAGUCCUCUAAACUGUGGCAAAACUUUUCAAAACAUAGCAUAGGUGGAAGAAGUGUUAAUGUAAUUAUCUAUAAGAAUAUCUUUCGUUUACAUGACUCACUUGGUUUUAACUGACGACAAAAAAAAAAUAGAGCAUUAAGAGGUAAUUUAUGCUUCAGACAUUUCUCUAACAAGAUGUCAGUUAUGUUUAAAACAUCAGAGUCAAACCAGCAAGUUUCACCACCACAAACAAACAAAAAGUCAAAGAAAUAUCCUCCAUUGUACCCAAUAUUCCUUUAGUUGAUAAAUUUGUUUCAAAGGCACAUCUUCCAAGGUGAUUUAGCCACCUACCACUUGUUAAACCAACAAGAGCCAUGAACCAACAUUUUAAAUAGUUUUUAUAUUUUUUUCUAAGAGGAUUAAAAAGAUUGUAGUACAGCAAUUCUCCAUGUGAAGUUGAGGGAAGGGAAACAUUACAUGAACAUGGGGAAAGCUUCAUUGCUCUGUUUAUUAUGAGAACCACAUUUGUUUGUUUAUUCAGUUUAACAUAUAUGUUUAUUAUUAUGCUAAAAAUUGAACUUGUGCUUUAACCCCUAAAUUCCCAUGUCUCUGGUAGUUCAAAGUCCAACCCUUGAUCCAGCUGAGCUCUGAAUUCCCUGGCUGGCCCUUAACCUGAGCAAAACCAAAGCCCUUGAUUCAAAUAACCCCACACCUGGAUCCAAUCUAAUUUUUGCAUCUGAAGUCCAUUUCUGAGUCAACACAGUAAAUCCCAGGCAAAAAGUUAAGAUAAAUCACAUGUAUUUUCAGAAAUUGCUUUCUUGUUUUGUUUUUGUUUUUUGCCCACAGUUAUUUUUAGAUGCAAUGUCACUAGGAUGUCUUGUGGGAAAAAUUAGAUGCUUAGAUGUCCAAGUGAAAGUGACUACAGGCACAGUGAUGCUCUAGUGAAGGCUGGAUUGAAAAUUAUGCCCAUAAUACCGCUCUGAGAACAUAUAGGGCCUAACGCUUCAACCUCAAUCCCAAAUAUUCAGGUGCAAUUCUGCAAAUGCAAAUAAUUGGGCCCACAUCUUGCACAUGCAAAUAACUGCAGUUGCACAUGGUAGCACCUAGACAUGUAACAAUCCAACAUAUAGGUACAAAUAAUGAGGCAGAGUUAUUUGUGCAUGCAAAAUUGCACCUGCCAAGUUAGAAGCCAUCUCUGAAAAUCAGGCCUUUUAAGUAUAGGAAGUUUCUAAUUGAAAAUCCUGCAUUAAAAUAAAUAUUUUCUUUCUUAGCAUGUCUACCGUACAUGUAGGUUAGAAUCCUGGUCCUACUGAAGUACAUUGAUUUCAACAGGGCCAGGAUUUCAUCAUAUUUAGGAACAGGAAUUCCAUAGCUGUGUUAAAAUUUUACUCACAAGUAAAAAAUACCAUUUCAUAUUAAAACUGUAGAAUAUUGUUGCAGGAAAAGGGUCUCUGAUUUGUGCUGAAGUACACACAAAUUGGGAGAUAAUGAAUAUGCAACUGAUGCGUGCAAAGGUGGGCUUUGUAUAAAAUGGUUUGCAAGUACAUGGAUCAGGGGCCCUUCGAACAUAUGACCCCAUGUAGCUAAAUCCUUUCUCCCCUUUAAGGGAUUUACCUACAUCCUUGGUGGUUAUAUAUCAGAGCAAUGAAAAUGGCUGGAGUCAGUCUUUUAAUUUGAGCUUGAUCAGUUUAACAGAACAUAUGGAUCUGAAUUCUGUGCUGCACUUUAACAGCAGUGAGGAACUAGAGAUAGGCCAGAACCACAAAUUUCAGAUCCAAAUAUGGAUUUCAAGUCCUUUAGUGUUCAAGAGGUUGUUCCACAUGGAGCAACCCAACCUUCAUCAGACCACCUCCUCUCCAAGGUAAGAGGGUGUUUGGAACCAGGGUUUUGGUCUGAGACCAUCUCCACAAGCAACAUAUGUUCUCAGACUUUCCCGUUGGACCUGAACGUGAAAGUUUGUACCCUUGCACCGUCAAUAAUGUGAGUAGCUAAAGGCUGACUGUGUGCACUUGGUAAGAACCCCCUCAUAAGUCAACAUGACAAAAUAUUGGUUAAGUACCAAGUUAUUAACCAACCAGCCAGGGAAUUCAGCUGGUCAGGCGACGAUGGUUAAAAGAGAGACAGGAGGGAAAGGGGCAGGCAGGGCAAAGGAGCCCAUUAUCUUAGAGAGGUGAGAUCUCUCCCUCUCUUCUGCACUUUGCCUUGGUAUUAGGUAAAGACCUGAGGAAAAGUCGUAUGCUGUAGGGAACAAAUAUUUAUAAAGCACUUGGUAUUGAACUUGCUACUAGUGUGUAUGAGGACUAUUUGCAGUAAGGAUCCAGGAUAAGGGAACCCUGUCCUGUGACAAUAAACAGACAUUUUAUUUGUGUUGAGUCAAAUGCAACCUCAAAGUCUAAACUGUAGCUCUUUGUAUUGAAAGAACAUAGACUAGAUAGUAAACUCAUGGAAAUUGUUUAAAAUAAAAAUAUUUUUGUUUCUCUUCUUCAGAA